Molecule: messenger RNA, 1086 nt
Organism: Penicillium olsonii
Lineage: Eukaryota; Fungi; Ascomycota; Eurotiomycetes; Eurotiales; Aspergillaceae
Source: the annotation of a GenBank genome assembly
AUGCAUGUCUUGGCAAUAAUAUCCGUAUUCGUUGCUCUGUCCACUUUGACAGUCGGUCUCCGGUUGUUCACUCGGUUUUAUCUCGUCAAGGCACCGGGGCUGGAUGAUGUCUUUGUCUCAGCAUCACUGUACCUAUGGUUGUCAAUUCCCUUCUACAACCUCUCCCUGAUCCUAUCCAAGCUCUCCGCCCUAUGGUUCUUCACCCGCCUCUUUCGUUCCCGCCUCCUCGUGCGCGUCAGCUAUGCCCUAAUCGGGUUUCUCGCCCUCGCAGGACUUUGGAUGGUACUUAGUGGAUUCUUCUUCUGCGUCCCCGUUCAUUACUUCUGGACCAGAAAGGAUCGAGACGAUCACUGUCUACCACAAGCUCCAAUCUGGAUCCUCAAUGGGGCAAUCCACAUCGUCACGGAUGUGAUCAUCCUGGCUCUCCCCAUGUACGUGCUAUGGACCUUGAAGGUUCCAAAGCCACUCAAAGCGGGCAUCAUCACGGUUUUUGGACUCGGAGUUUGUGUCAUUGGCACAAGCUCUGCCCGCUUGUAUUUCUUGACUAAAGUAGCCUACCAAGACCACUUCACAGAAACAAGCUCCCAAAUAACCGUCUGGUCCUCCCUCGAAUCCAACAUCUCCAUCAUAUGCGUCUGCCUCCCACCCAUCCACCCCCUCCUCUCCCGCAUCUUCUCCUUCUGCUUCCUCCCCCAGCCUCUCCACUCUUCUCCCGGCUCAAGAAAACACUCCACGACAACCCAAUUAACCGACCGCAAACACUCUAUCUACGACUAUACCAGCACCAACAGUCCCGAACGAGGCAUCUGGUAUAACGAGCUAUUUAGGCCUGGACCGGCCAGCUACACAGCCAGUAUCUCCAAGAUAAACACACGGGAAGAAGAGCCCGACAACGAGGGGAUCCGCGUCGUGCGGGAAUUAAGAAUGCAGUCGGAUACCGUGGAUGCGGAUUUGGAGAUGGCACGCAUGAAGUCACAUGAAGAGAAUGGUCGGACGAGUCAUAGUGUAGAGUGGGAUUUGGGGGAUUUUGAGUUCCCGGAUUAUGAGGACAGGAUGAAUGCGCCUCUUACUGGGAGAGAUGUAUAG